Molecule: messenger RNA, 7580 nt
Organism: Scophthalmus maximus (turbot)
Lineage: Eukaryota; Metazoa; Chordata; Actinopteri; Pleuronectiformes; Scophthalmidae
Gene: kcnt1b
Product: potassium sodium-activated channel subfamily T member 1b
Exons: 37
Coding region: 612-4463 (1283 amino acids)
Biological process (GO): potassium ion transport
Cellular component (GO): membrane
Molecular function (GO): intracellular sodium-activated potassium channel activity
Source: RefSeq, a predicted model, not a curated record
UGCAUUGCGAGCUCAAAACAAACUUACCAGAAUAAUAAAAAAAAAUAACAGAUAGCCCGUUUUCGGCCAAGCGAUAUAGUUCCGUCAACAGUGGCAACAAAAACGAAAAAAAGGAAAGUUGUUGCCACGCGACAGGGAAGUCUGUCCGGCGACUUCCGGUCUCGCGCCUUGAUAUUGUAAUUAACCGUCAGGUGUGCGAUAAAUUACUACCGCGGUUUUUUUUGUUGUUUUUUUUUUUAAAGGCGUGUCAGCCAAUCAGAGCCGUGGACCGGGACCACUCCCCCUUUUCCCCUUCAUAAAUCUAAAAAGGCUAACCACGCUAACUCCCGUCGCGGUGUUGUGGCGACACGGAGCUGGAGCUUGUUUAUGGACCGAAUUGAUACAAGCUAUUGAAGCUAACUCCGCUGGACCCCCCCCCGCACUGUUUCUUCCCUCCCUCCCCUUUGUAAUUGCCAUUUACCAAUGAUGGCCGAGGUGUCGCGCCGGGGGGGUCGCGUUGAUGGGAGUCCUCUUCAUCCUCUUCAUCCUCCUCCUCCUCCUCCGCAACAACACGGGCGGCGCUGUGCGAUCUGUCUCCGGCGCAGGUCUCCCGGACCCGAGCAGUGUUUACGAUGAUGGGACCUCGGUCGAAAACGGGGACGCAGGCAGAGGCAGCAAUGAACCCGCCACACCGAUCGUCGACUUCCCACAGUGACAGGCCUUCCACGGAGACCCUGCAGAAGAACAACAGCAGCAACUCUGGUGUUAUCCUGGACAUCUCGGCUCUCAAGGUGGCGGAGGUGGACACCGAGGUGCCUCCUCUUCCACCUCGCUAUCGCUUCAGGGACUUGCUUCUGGGGGACCAGACGUUUCAGAAUGAUGACAGGUAUCAGGAGGAGUACAGUAUGGACUCAACCAAUGCCCAGGUGCAGGUGGAGUUCUACGUGAACGAAAACACCUUUAAGGAGAGGCUGAAGCUCUUCUUCAUCAAAAACCAAAGGUCAAGCCUGAGAAUCCGUCUCUUCAACUUCUCACUGAAGAUUCUCACCUGUGUCCUCUACAUCGUGAGAGUCAGCCUGGACGACCCCAAGGAGGUCAAUGGUAACCCAUGCAGUAGAAUAUGUCGCAACAACAAUUGGACAGAUGCCGCAGAGUCGCCAGACAUCAAGUGGGAGUGGAUUUUCUGCGUGAACAGGCGUGAAUCUGUUUGGGCGAUACAGGUGACAGUGGCCUUAAUCAGUUUCUUGGAGACCAUGCUUAUCACAUAUCUCAGCUACAAGGGGAACAUUUGGGAGCAGAUCUUCCAGAUAUCCUUCAUAUUGGAGAUGAUCAAUUCAGUGCCGUUUAUAAUCACCAUUUUCUGGGCUCCAUUGAGAAACAUAUUCGUCCCCGUAUUUCUUAACUGCUGGCUGGCCAAAGGUGCCCUGGAGAACAUGAUCAAUGAUUUCCAUCGAGCCAUCCAGAGGACCCACUCUGCCAUGUUCAACCAGGUGUUCAUCCUCAUCUGCACCUUGCUGUGUCUGGUGUUCACUGGAGCUUGUGGUAUCCAGCACCUAGAGAGGGCGGGGAAGAAGCUGUCCUUGUUUGACUCGUUCUAUUUCUGCAUCGUCACCUUCUCCACCGUGGGCUACGGGGACGUCACGCCGCAGAUCUGGCCCUCCCAGCUGCUGGUGGUCAUCCUCAUCUGUGUUGCCCUGGUGGUCCUCCCACUGCAGUUUGAAGAACUGGCGUACCUGUGGAUGGAGAGCCAGAAGCUGGGGGGGAACUACAGCCGCCACCGGGCGCAGACAGAAAAACAUGUGGUGCUGUGCGUCAGCUCACUGAAGAUUGACCUGCUGAUGGAUUUCCUCAACGAGUUCUACGCUCAUCCCAGACUUCAGGACUACUACGUGGUGAUUCUGUGUCCGACGGAGAUAGACAUCCAGGUUCGCCGUAUCCUCCAAAUCCCUCUGUGGUCUCAGAGGGUCAUCUACCUGCAAGGAUCUGCCCUCAAAGACCAGGACCUGAUGAGGGCCAAGAUGGAUGAUGCAGAGGCCUGCUUCAUCCUGAGCAGCAGGAACGAAGUCGACAGAACUGCCGCCGACCACCAGACCAUUUUGAGGGCCUGGGCCGCCAAGGACUUUGCUCCGAACUGUCCUCUCUACGUCCAAAUUCUCAAGCCUGAAAAUAAAUUCCACGUUAAGUUUGCUGAUCAUGUGGUAUGUGAAGAGGAGUUCAAGUACGCCAUGCUGGCGCUCAAUUGUGUGUGUCCGGCCACGUCCACCUUAGUCACUCUCUUGGUUCACACCUCCAGAGGACAGGAGGGGCAGCUGUCACCGGAGCAGUGGCAGAAGAUGUACGGUCGCUGCUCGGGGAACGAGGUCUACCACAUCCGCUUGUGUGACAGCAAGUUUUUCGGCGAGUACGAUGGGAAAAGCUUCACCUACGCUUCCUUCCAUGCCCAUAAGAAGUACGGGGUGUGUUUGAUCGGGGUGAAGCGGGAGGACAACAAGAGCAUCCUCCUGAACCCCGGCCCGCGUCACAUCAUGGCCGCCGCCGACACCUGCUACUACAUCAACAUCACCAAGGAGGAGAACUCGGCCUUCAUCUUCAAGCAGGAGGAGAAGCACAGCAAAGGGCUGUCCGUCACCGGCCUCUACGACGCCCCCUCCAGGCUGCCGGUGCACAGCAUCAUCGCCAGCAUGGUGGAUCAGGCCACUUCAUAUGGCACUGUAGCCAUAGAUCUCCAGAACCCCGAUCCGCCCGAGGAGAGCGGCAAACUGACACUGCCGACGGAGAACGGCGACGGAAGCCGCAGGCCGAGCAUUGCGCCGGUGCUCGAGAUCGCCGACUCCAGCGCUAUUCUGCCCUGCGACCUCCUCAGUGACCAGUCGGAGGACGAGACGAACCAAUCGGACGAAGAGGGCUCUGUGGGGUCAGAUUUUGUGAAGGGCUACCCUCCCAACUCGCCCUACAUCGGCAGCUCUCCAACUCUGUGCCACCUCCUGCCACAGAAAGCUCCGUUCUGCUGCCUUCGCCUCGACAAGGGCUGCACACAUAACAGCUUUGAGGACGCCAAGGCGUACGGCUUCAGGACCAAGCUGAUCAUAGUGUCGGCAGAGACGGCGGGGAACGGCCUCUACAACUUCAUCGUCCCGCUGCGCGCGUACUAUCGGCCCAGGAAGGAGCUCAACCCCAUAGUGCUGCUGCUGGAUAACGCGCCAGACAACCACUUCUUAGAGGCCAUUUGCUGCUUUCCAAUGGUUUACUUCAUGGCUGGCACCAUCGAUAACCUGGACAACCUGCUGCAGUGUGGUAUCAUCUACGCCGACAACUUGGUGGUCGUGGACAAAGAGAGCACCAUGAGCGCUGAGGAGGACUACAUGGCCGACGCCAAGACCAUCGUCAACGUGCAGACGAUGUUCAGGUUGUUCCCCAGUCUCAGCAUCAUCACGGAGCUCACACACCCGUCCAACAUGAGGUUCAUGCAGUUCAGAGCCAAGGACUGCUACUCGCUCGCUCUCUCCAAGCUGGAGAAGAUAGAGCGUGAUAAGGGCUCCAACCUGGCCUUCAUGUUCCGGCUGCCGUUUGCUGCAGGCAGGGUUUUCAGUAUCAGCAUGUUGGACACGCUGCUCUACCAGUCGUUUGUGAAGGACUACAUGAUCGCCAUCGCGAGGCUCCUUCUCGGUCUGGACACCACGCCUGGCUCCGGGUACCUGUGUGCCAUGAAGGUCACCGAGGAGGAUCUGUGGAUCAGGACCUAUGGCAGACUCUUCCAGAAACUUUGCUCCUCCAGCGCCGAGAUCCCCAUCGGCAUCUACCGAACCGAGUCUCACAUGUUCUCAACCACGGAGUGCAAGGGCAGUAAUGCGCAGUCUCAGGUGUCCAUCAACGUGGAGCAGGGCGAGGGGCAUCGAGAGCGCGGAGAGUCGUGGAAGAAGAAGGUGGCCCACCGGAACUCCACGGCGAGCGACCAGUCGGAACACCCGCUGCUCAGGAAGAAGAGCAUGCAGUGGGCGCGGCGUCUGAGCAAGAAGAGCGCCAAGCCGUCGAGUCGCACCGAGCGCAUCUCGCAGCAGAGGCUCAACCUGUACCGACGCUCGGAGCGACAGGAGCUGUCGGAGCUGGUCAAGAACCGCAUGAAGCACCUGGGCCUGCCCACCGUGGGAUACGAGGAUGUUUCUAAUCUCACUGCGAGCGAUGUCAUGAAUCGAGUAAAUCUAGGAUAUUUGCAAGAGUUGCAGGAUAUUUCAGAGCAUCCGUAUACAGAGGGGACCAGGCCGGCAGGGCCACACACAGACGAGAUGAACGACCACCAGAACACGCUGUCCUACGUCCUCAUCAAUCCUCCCCCCGACACCAUGCUGGAGCUCAACGACAUUGUGUACAUUAUCCGGUCCGACCCGCUGGCCCACAUGCCGGACGACGCCCAGGUGGGGCAGCCACGCGGCACCAGGAACCAGCAGGACUUCGGCACAGAGACGAGAGGCGAGACUCACCUCUGAGACCAUUAACCCCCUGCAAGCCCCACCCGGGGGGGGGCGGCAGAGCUCGUUUGUCCCAGACAGAGGAAGGGCUCGUCUCGGGGGGCCAAGAGCGGCGGCGGCGGCGGCCCAUAGUGAAUGUGCAUCGUGUGUCUCUCAGCCUCGGAGCAGAAAAAGCUAUGAACAUUUUUAAAAAAAACGAGAAACCUGCUGUUUUUCCCACUGAGCUGCUACAGGAGGAUGCAUGAAGAGUGCCUCGUCUCGCCCGUCGACCCCGACUCCUCCCCUCACGCGUCGCCCCGCCAACUGCUCCCUUCUCCCAACCAAAGGGCUGAGAGAUGUGAUCGCUGCUAUGAGGAGGUCUUUGGACGGUCAAAGGAUUAUUUUCUUUCUUUCUUUCAGGCACAUACAGUACAUGGUAUCAAAUCAUCACUUCAUUCAACGUGUGUUUUGCUCGGGGGGGGGGGGGUUGUCCUCGUGCAACUCUCUCUGCGCCUGUUUCUAACGUAAACUCGGGGGGGACGUACACCCAGCGAUUAAAGUUCUCUUUGCCACUUCGGACUUGUGUCAAUUAACUUCCAGAGAAGCCACGUAUGAGAUCAGAGUAGAUAUAGAAUAUGGCUUUUUCUUUACUUUGUUUUGCGAUGGGUCAUUCGGUAAAACACGCACACAAAAAUUCGGCGAGGCGCCAUGUUUUCGGAGGGUCCACGUUCUUUACAACCAGGUCAGUGACAACGUAAAACCUUUCUGACACGAGACCUUGUACAAAAAAUGGUUCCACGGUUGAAUGUCAAAAGGAAAACGUGAUUGUCAGUCGGGUGUUUAUUGGCGCCGCGGACAUUUUAUCUAUCAACGCAUUAACCGUGAACUUUCCUUGAUUUAGAGAUGAUUUUUUUUUUUUGAAUUUUCUUUUUGUUUACGUGUUGAUGACAAACCGUCAUCUGUGAAUAUUCAGUACACACGGUUAUCAGCCACAUUAAUGUUUAUUUUUCUCUGUUGUGUUUUUUGGUAUGUGUUGAAAAGUGAAUAAUUUAUUUCUCUCUUUUUAAGAGUCCAAAAAUCAUAUCUGCUCUAUUCGUAUGUGCCAUUUCGUUCACUUUAUUUCGUAUAUAUUUAUAUUACCGGUACGUGCCAUUCUGCAUCUGUUUUGUGAUAUCAGUGCUGGUGUUUAUUCCAGAACCUGACCGAUUCAUAAAACAAGUUUACUGCAAUAGAGAAAUGCAACAAAAAAAAAAAACUGAGAAUGAGGAAAACAUUCAUAAAAAUGAUGAUUCGCUCAUUUGUAUCGGCCAUAAUUUAAUUUGAUCAAUUAAUUAAUUAAUCACAAAAGCGCACACAACCUUAUUUACUGUUUAUCGUAGUUCAGUAGUUGAUUGUAAGAUUUUACAAAUGUCAAAAACUGCUAAAUAUGUUUUUAUAUGUAUAGUGAGUCUUAUUUUCUUAGUCAAACUUAAGGAGUAUGAUGUUAUUUAAAGCUGUAUUUUGAUUCUUUUAUUUAGCUGGAUGUAAAGUAGUAAUCAUCAGUUUGUAAUAUGCAUAUUCCUUUUUUUUUGAGAAUUAGAUGAGAAGCUUGACAUUCAUUUUUAAGAAAGAUUUUAAAAAUCUAGCGCUAGCUGGAGAGUAGCUUAGCCUAGCAUCAAGGCUACGCUAAUGGGUAAGCAGGGGGAAACAGCUAGCAGCACUUUAAAAGCUUGCUAGCUAAACAUGUUUUCUUUCUUUCUUUCUUUUUUUACAAAAUGUAAACUUCAGUUUCACAUUUGUACCUGCGUUUUGUGUAGAUGAAGCCACAUUCAGCAUGUUAGUUUGUAAGUUAGGAAGGUGCUGCCGUUUCGUCCCCGGCUUCUAGCGUUAUGCUAAGCUAACAGUCUCCUGGCUGCAGGCGUCAAUGUUCUCAUCUAACACUCAGGGGAAUAAGGGCGUAUUACAAAUGUUCAAACUAUGACUUUAAGGUAUUUUAAUCAGAAAUACUGCUAAAAUAACAAACGUGUCAUUAUCAAAUAGUUUGAACAAUAUCUGCAUCCGCCAAAAAAACAUUAUCGGUCAGGUUCGAGUUUUUUAUUUAAAUUCUUUUAACUUGAAUUCACUUGAAGUCGAUGAUAAAUAUUCAUACUUUUCAUAACUCUUGAACAAGUUGCGGUAGAGGAGUGGUAGCAGAACAGUUUUUUGCACAAAUACUGACGCGGCACAGUCGAGUCUCUUUUGACCUUUGGUCCAGAAGUCUGAGACCACUUGACCCCCUCUGUAUUUCAAGAAAAAUGAAGAUCCCUCCUCUCCCAGAUUCACCGCGCAGUAUUUAUUUAAUUUUUUUUAUUAUUUCUCAGCUGUAUGUUUAGUUUCAUAUCACUGUACAUAGAAACUUUAUACGUGUUCAUCAUUUGCCGUUUUUCCUCGUUUCACCCUCUUCUGUGGGACAAAAAAAGGGUAGAAGAGGAAGUAUUUUUGCACUAAAGCUCUGCGGAGGAUGUGCCGAGCAGAACAAGCACGACCCUUUAAUCUGAAUCUGAAGCGAGGACGGUCAGAUGUCGCAGGAAAAGUGCCAUGGACUUUUAUUGAUUUUUUUUUUUGAUUUUUUCCAUUGGUCAUAGAAAUAUCAAGCGGUUCGUUAACGGUGAAGGAAUCUGUGAAUUUGCCAUAAGCUUGAGUUCAUUUAACGUCUUCCUGGAUCCUCACUCCCAACAGAUCUCCACACUCCACGAACAAAAACACCAACCUGCUGUCCGCAUUCACAAACCCACGAGGGGCAUGGAAACACAAAAAGAAACAAAAAGCAUGUUUUGAUAUACGAGCUUGCCAAGAAUAAACACGAUGACAUUUUGUACAUCUCGGCAGGACGUUUCACGUGAUGUCCCGUUGCUAGAGGAACCCAUAACCCGAGUCAGCUGCUUGCAAGUUGGAGAUUAUUUGAUACUGUGUAUUUAUUUUUUGGAGUGGAACGUGCAUGUCGUCUCCGUGUUACCGAAAGUCUCCGUGUUGCGUUUACCUCCAGUUCAUGAUUUUAACGUCCCCGUCCCGUCCCCAAAAAAAAAGAAGUGGGUUGAUCCAUUUUGUACUAUUUCUUAUGAGAAGCGAGUGUUUUUUCUUCUCCACGUAUGAAAAGAAACAUAUGAACAAAUAAACGCUGCAUGCAGCCAGAUCGGA